Anopheles maculipalpis is the source of this 868-nucleotide messenger RNA. RefSeq lists its product as uncharacterized. NCBI's taxonomy places the organism in Eukaryota, Metazoa, Arthropoda, Insecta, Diptera, Culicidae. The transcript has a single exon. The record is from RefSeq and is a predicted model, not a curated record. The coding region runs from base 107 to 868 and encodes 253 amino acids.
AUCAAUCAAAGCAACCAUCACCGUUCACCGUCAAAACAUCCACCGCCUUACUGCUAUCCACCGCGACUGGGGCUUUGUGGGGCGCGGAAAAACUUUCAACAACAUCAUGAAAAAUUCGCAGAACGCCGGUCCUUGCGUGCCGAUUCCAACGAACCGCCAGCUCACCAUCAGUCUCAUCGGCUCGAUAAUCCGCUUUGCGAUCGAAGUGCCGCAAGUCCUUCGGCGGCGUGAGAAUCUUUCGCCCGAUAAGUUGCUUUUCCUGCUUCUGCCGAUCGUCCGGAACCUUGGUAAGCUAAUCGACCGCAUCCGACACAGCUCAUCUGUCGCGGGCAGGAACGCAUCCAACGGUUCCGGUCGCUUUGCACCGUCCCGGGGCGACCGGUGCUGUCCGCAUGCAUCGAAUGCCGCCGGUACCUCGAACCGGUUUCGCGCUGACAAUGGAACUGCACUGCCACCACCGAGAACGGUGGCCGCAACUGCCACCAACGCAAUGUGGCAAGCGAGACAGCAAGUCAGUGCUCCGCUCAAUCUACAACGGCAACGUCAGCAACAGCAACCGUGCAGCAUGACGUCGAUGCUAAUGAGCGACGAAGAUGACGAGUCCAGCGUUGGGAUUGAGAUGCAUCGCGGCGAAUCUCCGGCCCUGCCCGGUCCUCGGCGGCAGGUUCUAAGGCAGAAGGAUGGUAAUUACGCGAUUCGCGAGACCACAGAUACGCGCGGCGCUGACGGCACGUUUCAGCGUAUUACCAAAACCAUCAGCGGCCCGGACGUGAUGAUACUGACGAACAUUACGAGCCAGCUGUCGGAGCUGCCGACGCUGAUGCCAAGAGCGAUCGUGCGCGACUCGGUGAGACCAGCGGAAAAGUAG